Messenger RNA from Zychaea mexicana, 833 nucleotides. RefSeq names its product ETC complex I subunit conserved region-domain-containing protein. The coding region runs from base 61 to 576 and encodes 171 amino acids. The transcript has 4 exons. The record is from RefSeq and is a predicted model, not a curated record. Gene Ontology annotation, biological process: electron transport chain. NCBI's taxonomy places the organism in Eukaryota, Fungi, Mucoromycota, Mucoromycetes, Mucorales, Lichtheimiaceae.
CUCCUUGGAGCCUUCUUACCUUUUGUUCUUUUCUGACCAAUUCACACAUUUACUACAACAAUGUUGCGUUCAAUCACCGCAGCUCAAACUACCUGUACUAGACCUUUGACAACUGCAGCACUGCGUUCAUUCUCAACAACGCGUGCCGCAAUGGUCAAUGACAAAGACAAAGAAGCUGAAAUUGCUAAAGCAGAAGAAAAUAGAGCGCUGCAUCCUUUGGAUGCCAUUUCUGGUGCUCCAGAGGAAUUGUUGGACCGCACUGUGCGUAUUUUCAGUCCUUCCAAACCAGCGACUCAGUCCGGCAAAUUUGGUACGCGACACUGGCGUAUCGAUUUUGACAUUCUACCAGAAGGAAAUCGCUGGGAGAAUCCAUUGAUUGGAUGGGCAUCAAGCGCUGACUACCAGCAAGGACUGUCUAUCAAAUUCAGCACUAAAGACGACGCAAUUGCUUUCGCUGAGAGACAAGGUUGGAAUUACUACGUUCAAGAGCCCAAGAAGGUUAAGUUCGCCAAGAAGUCGUAUGCAGACAAUUACAAAUAUGUUCCCGGCCAAUUGAGACUGAUUAAAACCAAAUAAAUCGAAAGUUGAAAUAUCUACCACUCAAUGACUUUCGAUCUCUCGUGACUUGGUAUGCAAACAAAAGCAGAUAGAGUGUAGAAAAACCAGGGUGACAUGCAAUAUUGCUGUGGUAUGUCUCUUUGUGCUUGUUGUGUGGAUGUUAUAAUGGACGAAUAGGUCGCUCAGUUAUUUUCUUUUGCGAGAGCUUACAAACAAGAAGCUGGAACAUAAGCUACUCUCACUUUUGCACUACAGCAAUACAAUGUAGUAUAUAU